CAGCCCUCAAUCAUUUGACCAUUCCCCUCACGAACCCGUGCGUCCGUUUUCAUUACUCACUCACUCACCCCGCUCGACCAUGCGUCAUCAGUGACGGGACAUAGCGAGGAACAACGUUACAGUCUUAACAAGCAGGCACGCAGCCAAGCGCUACAGAGUAUGGAUGAACAAAGGCUGCGAAAGUUUCCCAACGGACAGAGAUGUACCGAAUGCCGUGCGCGAAAGUACUACUCGGAGAAUGGACGAAGAUAUUGUCAGCGCGGUCAUGAAGUUGAGGGGUACAUCCAAUUCGACGUCGACGAAGACGACAACUACGGUAAAACCGGUAAGGUAGUGCGCAAAGAAAAAGAAGUGCGCGAAACCGAGCGCAAACAUCUCUCAGGCAACGACGCCAAGGAACUCUACCUCGACUGCUUGCAGAUCAUCUUGCGCAAACAAAUCCUCUGGCUGAUCCGCGAAAAAGGGUUCUCGGACGAGCUCGAGUCUAUCUGCCGCGAUCUCUGGGACCUACGCAUCCGCAAGUUCAUUGGUCUCAAAAGCGUUUCCAGGGCAUCAUCACUCCAGGCGAAAGGAAAGGGGAUUGAUCACGAUGGAACGGGGUCGCAAUAUGGUGGCGGUGGUGGUGGUGCGCUCUCUCAGUCGGGUUCCGAUAGCGAGAUGGUCAUGUACAGCUCGCAGGCGGAAACGACGGAUACGUCGGCUGAUGAGAGUGUGAAGAGCCAGAGGAGGAGGUCAAGCAGGGUGAAGGAUUGGGAGAGCGAGCUGUGGGAUCUGCCUGGCCCGAUGGAAGUGCUGGCGCUGAUUUAUAUGGGGUGUCUGCUCAAGCAGGAGCCGGUGAGGGUAGGGGAUAUUUAUCGGUGGGCGAAGAACAACCAGUUGCCGUUUCUUGGUGCGCUUGAACUGGUGCCGAACGAACUACGAGAACGUUUACCUGGCUGGGCUCAGCGCACGCUAUUAACACGAUGGGCAAAGUUUGACGGAAGCGAGCUUCACAAGUCGUUGUUGACCUUGACCCUAGGUUUUAAGAAGAACUAUGGCAUGGUAUCACCACCACUCCCAGCACCGUCACUCCUCAUCUUAUACCUCAAAGAUCUGGCUCUACCACCCGAGGUACACCUCCACGCCCGACAAAUUUGCCUCAUGCUCAACCUCUCCUGGACCUUCCCAACGCGCCAAAACAUUAAAGACGACGCGUCUUCCUUCACCGGCAAGACCUCUCGCUACACCCUCCUCGACAUCCCAGACGUGCUACUAGUCGCCUCUCUAGUGCUAGCAACCAAGUACAUGUACCCCAUGGACGGCGUCAAGCGGUAUCCACGAGACAACAACGACCCAUUAACGUUGAAGAUGGACUGGGAUGCUUGGGAGGCUGAGUUCGCAGAUCCGCCCGAGAAGCCGCUGAGGAGGCUCGACUUUGCGACCAUGGAUGCGGAGAAGGUUUGGACUUUGAGUAAGGAGCAGAUGGUGGAGUAUUUGGAUUGGUAUCAGGAGACGCAGCUGAAAUCAUGGAGCGCUGCUGGUAUGUCUUUCUCCUUCUCCUCCUUUCCCUCUCAGGGUGUCCGUCAGAAUGCAAACGAUUUACUGACAGACACUUGAAAACAGACGAAACCGAAAUCGAACGUCUCUUCCCUCUCGAGAACGUCCUGCGAUUACCGGAACCCGGCAGCAAAGACAUGACCGAUGAGCAGCUCAUUGCUCGGAUGCAUCGAGUGCAAAAGUCGAUGACGCUGGUUGAACCGAGGCCUGAGACUAAUGAUGGGAAGAAUAUCAAGAGGCUGGGUGCACUUCAUCAGCGGUUUAGGUCGGUUGAGCAACUUGGAGAAUCUGGACCUGCGAGAAGGUUCCAUGAGAAAGCAGCGGAGAUCUCGGGGCUGUCACUGAAGGCUUUGGUGAAGGCGGUUUAUAGUCUGGAGGAACUGUUGUAUGGUUGGGAGAAGAGGGAGAAGAGGAAGAUGAGGUUGGGGGAGGUAUGACUUGCUUUGAAUACUUGCCUGAGCUGUUUCUCGGGAUCAAACCAGUAUGAGACCGAUACUGUGACAGAAGAUAUCCAUAUUGAGCAUUAGAAGAAGAGCACAAAUCG
This is a messenger RNA of Neurospora crassa OR74A, 2080 nucleotides long. RefSeq lists its product as uncharacterized. The record is from RefSeq and is a predicted model, not a curated record. Gene Ontology annotation, biological process: RNA polymerase I preinitiation complex assembly; nucleolar large rRNA transcription by RNA polymerase I. The coding region runs from base 160 to 1596 and encodes 478 amino acids. Gene Ontology annotation, cellular component: RNA polymerase I core factor complex; RNA polymerase transcription factor SL1 complex. Gene Ontology annotation, molecular function: RNA polymerase I core promoter sequence-specific DNA binding. The transcript is spliced from 4 exons. NCBI's taxonomy places the organism in Eukaryota, Fungi, Ascomycota, Sordariomycetes, Sordariales, Sordariaceae.